This is a messenger RNA of Liolophura sinensis, 2183 nucleotides long. RefSeq lists its product as uncharacterized. The coding region runs from base 96 to 1586 and encodes 496 amino acids. The transcript is spliced from 6 exons. The record is from RefSeq and is a predicted model, not a curated record. Gene Ontology annotation, molecular function: chitin binding. Lineage: Eukaryota; Metazoa; Mollusca; Polyplacophora; Chitonida; Chitonidae.
AUUUGCUUUUCACAAGCAUCACCACUUCACACAGCUCGCAAGCAGACCCAAAUCAUACAUCGAAUACGGAGAUACUAAACACAUCAGUUAAAGGGAUGGCCGUUAGACUUGUCGUUGCAGGUGCCUGCGAGGACAUCAUUCUACCUUGCAGGAGUGAUACAUAUUUCGCAGAUGCUAACAGUUGUGGACAUUAUUAUCGAUGCCAAGGCUACCAGGUAUGGCGAAACAAGUGCCCUCUAGGAACGGUAUCCAUGAGGCAAGGGCCGAGGCCAUGCGUGGGGCAUAGUUGGCAGUGUGACAACGGCAACCCUCAGGCGCGAUGCGCCAAGGAAACGUCAAAUGAAACAGAAGAUAAUGAAAGCUGCACUCUGAGAUUUGAACUGCCUUGUAAGAAUGAGACGCGUUUCAUGGAUCCCGUCUCCUGCGGACACUACCUGACAUGUCGGAAUCGAAAACAAGGACAUGUGCUUGGGCGGAAAGCUUGCGACCUCCCGGCUCAAUGUCACUUGAUGAAAAACAACCAAUACUGCUCAAGCUUUGGAAAGACCAAAUGCCACAAGAAAGGCAUGGUUACGAUCGUUGGCCAGCCUGACCAUACCGUUCCCAACAAUGAAGUCACUCCAAAUACCGACACGAGCGAGGUGAAUAACACAGCCCUUAUUGUGGGCCUUGUGAUGGCAACUGUGGUGUCUUUACUCAUCGUGGGAUUUCUUGUGCUAAUAUUUUACAAAAAGAAGCAGAAGAAGAAGAGGCCACCCUGUUUACCCGCCUUGACGGUGAGUGCGCCGAUCCCCAUAAAUGAGCCUUGCCAGUCUAUUCGUUACAGCCAGGUGAACCGGCCUAUAUCUAUCCUUACAUACAACGAACCGAACACAUAUUCGAUGGUCUCUGACACCAACAAUGCUCAGUUACCCGAAUCGGACUUUUAUAAAGGGAACGGUUACAACGUGCCAUCUGAGCAUUCUGGGCUUUACGAAGAAAUCGAGAGCUGCCGAGGAGGACUUGCAAGUCCGGCAUAUUCCUCAAAUAACGAUGUCGUCAAUCGCCCAGGCAAAGAGAUUCUUGAGGCCGGGGACGGGAUGACGAAAACGAAGACAGCAGUAAUCGUUCCCAGGAGGCCGAUCAGGCGUAUGGCGGACUCCCGUCCACUAAGUGACGAGUUUCAUCGUGCUAAGAACGCCGUCGUUCCCCGACCUUCAAGGCCGUUCUCGUUGACGUCGUUGACGUCGCUCUUCCCACCAAGGCUCCCGCUCGAGCCACCAAGAGAUUCAUGUUCCAAUUUGAACUAUGGAUACUCUCAUCCGUAUUUUAUUCUGCCUAGUAAUAGACCUUUGGACAGUCCUAAUUCGCCCACAGGCCCGCUUUCUGCAACCAGACAGGGUUCUCUAUCGAGUCCCGGGGCUUCUGGUUUAGGUUCUCCGACAAGUCCACAAAACGGUCCUAAGUACUUCAUCCUGGAGAACGUGGCUAGCAGUCUGGAUGCUGAUGCAGUAUCAGUUGACACAACUUACUGCGAAAUAGACGAUGCCCAUUUCCUUCAAGAUAAUUUCAGUGUUAGGAAAUCAUAUCCCGCAACUUUUGCUUGAGUGAAGCAGAUAUACAUGUAUUUUAAGGUGUGUGUGUGUGAGUAGUGUUCUCGCAGACGGAAGAGUGUUCCGUCGAGCUAUAAUAUGGUGAAUUCCAGUCAACUUAAUCUGCCCACAGUUAACGUAUAGAGAAGUUAAAAAGCCCCCCCCCCCACCCCAAAAAUAAAAUAGCGACGAAAACAGCACACUAUGUCGUUAAAAUCCCCUGGACUUGCAUUAGGUGAACUUCGCCAUGAAUGUUGCUUGUCAGUUUAUAACUAAGCAUGGGUCGAUUAACUUUUUGGUAGAAGUUGUUAAGAUUUAAGCUGGGCAACUCUCCGAAGGAAUGCCGCUCAUAAGAAGCGAAUCUGUGAUUCUGUUUAUACACCAUUUUAGCAAUACAUUCCCUGUAUAUCUGUAUUAUGUUGCAUACUUUUAAAUUUCAAGAAGAAUGUUCGACUCAAAGUGUGAGUACUUGUAUGUAAUAUAUAAGAUUAAAUGAAACAAAAUACACGACUCCUUGUAUACUUGUUAAUCACGCAGGCAUCGAUCUUGACACACGUAACAUAAAGGCCUAUUUUAGCAUAUAAAGAAUCGAGCGAAGCAUUACUUGUGCAA